Histoplasma mississippiense is the source of this 498-nucleotide messenger RNA. RefSeq lists its product with no specific name. The transcript has a single exon. The record is from RefSeq and is a predicted model, not a curated record. The coding region runs from base 1 to 498 and encodes 165 amino acids. NCBI's taxonomy places the organism in Eukaryota, Fungi, Ascomycota, Eurotiomycetes, Onygenales, Ajellomycetaceae.
AUGUCGGUGCAAGUGGCCUUAUCGCUCUUGUUGCCAUUAUUGAAAUGGGCUAGGCAAAUGCCGGCGGCAUUGCUGUGGUUAGUUGUGAAGCUGGCGAGGCAGUCGAGGGCUGGGAGGAGGCGGCGGCGCAGACCGCAGCCAGCGUGGUUUGGGUCGAUCUGGUAUUCCGGGCAUUGGCGGAGGGAGGAGAGGAUAUUUGAUAUGUUUGUUGUUGGUGGCGGCGAUGGGGGUUGGGUGAAGUUAGAGCUGCGGGGAAUAUGUUCUUCGGCUUCGCCCGUCAGAAUCAGAAUCAUUGAUAAAGUGGAUUCAAGAUGUAGGGUUUUAGCUCGUGUGUUGAAAAAGCGGACGAUUUCUCCCAGGUGGAAGGAGUCGCAGGCGCGGGAAUUUUCGUACAUCCGACGACAUUGGAGUCUUGUUGCAGGCUGUGGUGGUUUUAGUAGAAGUACAGACGUACUAGGAUCCGUAAUUUAUGGUGAUUUCGGUGGCUGGGCGCCAUAG